This is a messenger RNA of Dichotomopilus funicola, 1545 nucleotides long. RefSeq names its product putative coatomer subunit delta. NCBI's taxonomy places the organism in Eukaryota, Fungi, Ascomycota, Sordariomycetes, Sordariales, Chaetomiaceae. Gene Ontology annotation, cellular component: COPI vesicle coat. The transcript is spliced from 5 exons. Bases 1 to 1545 code for a protein of 514 amino acids. The record is from RefSeq and is a predicted model, not a curated record. Gene Ontology annotation, biological process: Golgi localization; endoplasmic reticulum to Golgi vesicle-mediated transport; retrograde vesicle-mediated transport, Golgi to endoplasmic reticulum.
AUGGUCGUCCUUGCUGCGUCCAUCUGUACCCGCGGCGGGAAGGCCGUGCUCGCGCGGGCAUUCCACGACAUCAAGCGAUCGCGUAUCGAGGCCCUGCUAGCGUCUUUCCCCAAGGCGGCGAACUCGGGAACCCAACACACGACAGUGGAGCAGGACAAUGUCCGCUUCGUCUACCAGCCGCUCGACGAGCUGUACAUGGUGCUCAUUACCAACAAGCAGUCCAACAUCCUCCAAGACAUCGACUCGCUGCACCUGUUUGCCCAAGUUGUGACUAGCACCUGCAAGAGCCUAGACGAGCGGGAGAUUCUCCGGAAUGCCUACGAGCUGAUCAGCGCGUUUGACGAGUUGGUGACGCUUGGGUACCGGGAGAACUUGACGAUCAGCCAGAUUAAGACGUUUUUGGAGAUGGAGAGUCAUGAGGAGCGCAUCCAGGAGAUCAUUGCUCGGAACAAGGAGCUGGAGGCCACCGAAGAGCGCAAGCGCAAGGCCAAGCAACUGGAAAUGCAACGCAAGGAGACCGGGCGGAGCGGCCGUAGCGCUGGUAGCAGCGGGGGCAGACCCCCCGUAUACCCGACAUACACUCCACCAGUGCGGCCAGCGGUCACCGAAACAUUCGAUACCUAUGAGGCCGAGAAGAACAAGUCCAAGUUUACCGCACCGAAGGGCAAGGGUAUGCAGCUAGGCAAGAAGUCCAAGACCACAGAUAUGUUUGAGCGCGUAAAGACAGAACUGGGCCCUGUGGACGACACACCCCUUGUGCCCGUGGCCGCACCUUCGGCUGCUGAACCAGCCGCUGCUUCGCGGGCAUCAACCGCGCUGGACCGGGACGCCAUUCACGUCACGAUCAACGAGGCCAUCACGGCCAAGAUUUCGAGGGAUGGCGCGCUGAACUCGUUCGCUAUUAGCGGUGACCUCACAUUGCGUGUGACGGAUCCGUCCCUCACAAAGCUCAAGCUGAACCUCGAUGCGACCCCAUCGCAUGGCGCACAGUUCCGGACGCAUCCUAACGUCGACAAAAACAUCUUCAACAGCACUAAAGCGAUUCAGAUGGCCAACACGGCGCGGGGAUUCCCCGUCAACAACGCGGUGGGCGUCCUCCGGUGGCGGGCGACGCCCAAGGCGGACGACACCAGCGUGCUCCCGAUUUCGUUCACGGUCUGGGUCAACAAGGGUUCGGACGGGAACUCCACGCUGACGAUCGAGUACGAGCUGUCGGGCAACGACACGCUGCGGGAUGUUAGCGUGGUGGUGCCGUUUUCGAGCGCCGAGCCGUCCAUCUCUAGCUUUGACGCCGUUUACGAGGUGUCGGGCGACAGCCUGGAGUGGUCGAUUGGCACGGUCAGCGAAGAGAACUCAAGCGGCGCGUUUGAGUUCGAGGCGCAGACGGAUGAUGAGAAUGAGUUCUUCCCGAUGCACGUGCGUUUCUCGAAGACGGCGCCGUUUGUUGAUGUUGAUGUUAAAUCGGUGGAGCUCCUUGAGCUAAACGAGGAGGUUGAUUUCUCAAAGGAUAUUAAGUCGGUGGCGGAAUCCUACUUAAUCGAGUAG